This is a messenger RNA of Punica granatum (pomegranate), 1951 nucleotides long. The record is from RefSeq and is a predicted model, not a curated record. Lineage: Eukaryota; Viridiplantae; Streptophyta; Magnoliopsida; Myrtales; Lythraceae.
GUGUCGAGUAAAAUUACGAACUAUAAUCUUUUGGUUGACUUGAGAAAGUACAAUGUCACUCUGUCUUAGGGCUUUUCACCAUCGCUCACUCUCCCACUGUUCGGCCAUUCCUCCGCACCCGCCAUCUCUCCGCCGUUAGCAAUGGGUGGGAACGGCCGGAAGAGGCCGCAUAACGGCCGCUCUCGGUCUCCAUCCUCGAGGGUCCUCCCCUUCAAGAAGCCCCAAUUCGCUACCCCUCCUUCCUCAAAAUCGCCACCUCCUCGAAGAGCUCCGGACCGACAACCGGGCGCUCCCAACUCUAACCCUAGCCGCCCGGGCUUCGCCUCGUACCUCGACCCCCCCAAUUUGCCCCCGAAGAUCAAAAUACUGUGUGAGAUCAUCGCCACCACCCACUCACUCUCCGUCGAGAGGGUCCUCGACCACUCGAUCUCGGGGCUGCCGGUCACCCAGGAGGACGUCGAGCAGGUCCUCAAGCUCUCCUACGGGUUCCCAGGCUCCGCAGUUAAAUUCUUCCGGUGGUCCGCUCGGCUCCUCUGUGGUGACCAUAGCCCCUACGCCUGGAACCUCGUCGUCGAUAUGUUGGGUAAGAAUGAAUUGUUCGAUGCGAUGUGGGAUGCCAUCAAGUCCAUGCAUAAAGAACGGUUGCUAUCCUUAGCCACACUCGCCUCCGUGUUUAGCAGUUAUGUGAUUGCCGGUAGGGUCCAUGAGGCGAUCAUGACCUUCGAUGUUAUGGACCAGUACGGCGUGCCCCGGGAUAUCGUUGCCUUGAACUCGUUGCUGAGCGCAAUCUGUCGGGAAGGGAAGGUUGUGGACGCUGUGGAGUUCCUGCAGAUCGAAAAGCAAAGGAUCAGGCCCGACCCUGACAGUUACGCCAUAUUGCUCGAGGGGUGUGAGAAGGAAGGGAACACCGGUGUUGCGAAGUUGGUUUUCUCAGAUAUGGUGGCAGAAAUCGGUUGGGAUCCCAGCAAUCUUCCUGCCUACAACUCACUGUUGUGUACUCUAAUAAGGGGUCCUGACGGGGUCCGUGAGGCGGUGAAGUACUUCGAGACAAUGGGGGAGCAUCGGUGUUAUCCCAGCAUGAAGUUUUUCAGAGAAGCAUUAGAUGAUUGCCUUAAAAGGUCUGAUUCCAAGGGGGCUGAGUUCUUUUGGGGGGCAAUGAUGGAGAAAGUCAGGUUGAGGCCUGAUACGGAGAUGUAUAAUUUGAUGAUUGCGAUGUAUUGCCACCAAAAUGAGAUUGAAUUGGCAAAGAGGUUAUUGGAUGAGAUGAUAUGCAAUGGAGCAUUCCCGGAUGAUCAAACUUAUAAUGUUCUGCUUGAGUUCUUGAUCAAAUGCAGGAAGUUAGUUGAUGCUUCGAUCAUAUUCUCCGAGAUGAUCAAGAACGAGUGUUCACCGAGCUUGGAUAACUGUCAGGAAGCAAUCAGAGUUUUCCUGGAUACGGAAAACUCCACGGUGGCUCUGAAAGUCUGGAAAUGGACAGUCGAGAAUUACAAGGAAGAGCUGGAAGACACUGCGAAUUUGUUGAUAGUCGGGCUCCGGGACAUGGACAGGCUCCCUGAGGCAGUAAAGUAUGCCAAGGAUAUCAUCGACAGGAAAAUCAAGCUCAACUCUUCGACCCUGUCCAAGUUGAAAGAGAGCCUCACCAAGGCGGGAAAGGAUCAGGUGUACGAUGAGAUUCUGUGGAAGUGGAAGUUUCGAUAGGUCGGUCAGAGCUGUGAACUUGGAUGGACCAACAAAUGGGUGUCGAUGCUCAUAUUAAAGGAUGGAUCUUUUGAAUGUAAAGUACACAUCUUAUACGAAAUUCGAUUUCACUGUUGGAUCUCUCUCAAAUGUAGCGAUCCAUUGGGACAUUGUGGCAUUGCUGACACUCGCAAUCCCUUGAUAACUAUUUCUAUGGACAUAUAAUAGACUGCAGGAUUGUUUCAUGACUAUUGGCAUAUUGUUCUCCUCUUAA